This is a messenger RNA of Coffea eugenioides, 1020 nucleotides long. RefSeq lists its product as uncharacterized. The record is from RefSeq and is a predicted model, not a curated record. Bases 124 to 669 code for a protein of 181 amino acids. The transcript is spliced from 2 exons. NCBI's taxonomy places the organism in Eukaryota, Viridiplantae, Streptophyta, Magnoliopsida, Gentianales, Rubiaceae.
CCCAAGUCCAACGAAAUUCCCUGCGCUCCAAAUAUUUUGAAUUCCCUCUCUUUCUCCCAAAGCUUUAUUUUUAACUUUUAAUUUUCCGAGUGUUUUCCAGAUUUGGCUGUCGGGAGAAGCCCAAUGGCCACCACCCCAGUGAACUGGGAACCUGACGAUGAGUGGGAACUCAUCAACGAUGACGGUUUCGUCUACAAACGCAGGAAACGUCCCCGUGUCGACCUUCCUUCCUCCAGUUCGGCACCGGGGCUACCGGAUCCGGCCGUUGAAGAGCAGAACCGCCGGCAAAGGAAGAAAAGAGCACUCCUCAAGCUCAAACACAAGUACCAACAAGAGAUCGAACAGUGGGUACAUUUGUCGAACACCUUGAAGGACAUGCAGCAAAAUUCUCGACAACCCAAUGACGCUGCUACGUCGUCUGACCAAGUCACAACGACUUCCCCAGUCCCUCCUGAACAAUCGUCGGACUCCGCUUGCCGGCAUCUUGCCGAUGAACUUCUCUUGCAGGCGGAAGCCCAAAAAUCUAUAAUUGAAGAUGUAGCAAGGCUAUGCGAUGUGGCCGAAGCCUUGUGUAGCGCAAGAGAGGAGAAUUUUACGAAAUCCUUCACUGAGCUGCCGGUAUGGGCGUCGAAGCCGCAUGAGCUGAUGACGUCACUCUACGAAGAUUGAUUUAGUUCAGGAGUAAAAUGCCUUUUUAAAGUUCCUUCUUCUACUCCGUUAGGACCGUUACAGACUUCUCUGCGAUCCAGGAAGGCCGAAAGGAGGGAGAUCCCCAAGAAACCCUUGGGUUGGGCACUUGUCUAUGGCUGCCCUUUUGGAUGGAAGAAAUACGACCAAAAACGCCGCGCCAUGGGCCUUCUCACUCCAUAAAUUAUGUGAAAUUUUAAAGACAUUCGAGAUGUAAUUCAUGUAUAAUAUGACUCUGGUUUGAUUGCUAUCCUUUCUGGUUAUAUUUCAACAGAUUUUACAAAUUCAUAGGGGAAGAACUAUUAAGUGGUUUGACCCUAGAAAACUCCUAUC